This is a messenger RNA of Conger conger (European conger), 1280 nucleotides long. RefSeq names its product nudix hydrolase 21 (gene nudt21). Lineage: Eukaryota; Metazoa; Chordata; Actinopteri; Anguilliformes; Congridae. Gene Ontology annotation, molecular function: mRNA binding. The coding region runs from base 187 to 873 and encodes 228 amino acids. Gene Ontology annotation, cellular component: mRNA cleavage factor complex. The transcript has 7 exons. The record is from RefSeq and is a predicted model, not a curated record.
AGACGUACAUUGUCCCGGAUGUACUUCAUUGGGUAGGCGCAGAAGUGUUGUGGUCUUCGAAAUUUCAGCACGCAUCGGUUGUAGAAUUUUUCUUAGCAGCGCGUACGCGAGUUACUGGCACGUACCUGCGUUACUUACAGGUUACUUUUGUUUUAUUUAAAUAAUUGAUACGACUAUAGCAGAAUUAUGUCGGUCGUACCUCCCAACCGAUCGUCAACCGGUUGGCCCCGUGGAGUAAACCAGUUCGGGAACAAAUACAUUAGCCCGCCCACCAAACCGCUCACCCUGGAGAGAACCAUUAACUUGUACCCCCUAACGAACUACACGUUCGGCACGAAGGAGCCCUUGUACGAGAAAGACAGCUCUGUGGCGGCGCGUUUCCAGCGGAUGCGCGAGGAGUUCGAGAAGAUCGGAAUGAGAAGGACUGUAGAGGGAGUUCUCAUCGUCCACGAGCACAGGCUGCCCCACGUCUUGCUCCUGCAGCUCGGGACCACCUUCUUCAAACUACCUGGUGGAGAGCUAAACCCAGGAGAGGAUGAAGUUGAAGGUCUAAAGCGAUUGAUGACAGAGAUUCUAGGUCGUCAGGAUGGGGUGAAGCAAGACUGGGUGAUUGACGACUGCAUCGGAAACUGGUGGCGCCCCAACUUUGAACCCCCACAGUACCCCUACAUUCCAGCCCACAUCACCAAACCAAAAGAACACAAAAAGCUCUUCCUGGUUCAACUACAGGAGAAAGCACUGUUUGCGGUCCCGAAGAAUUACAAGUUGGUGGCAGCUCCACUGUUUGAGCUGUAUGACAAUGCCCCAGGAUAUGGACCAAUCAUAUCCAGUCUCCCACAGCUGCUGAGCAGGUUCAACUUUAUUUACAACUGAUUGGUGUGAGCAUUCAUAUCCUGUCACUGGCUGUCUCUGUGAGUGCAGCCUGGAUGGAUCGAAGCUGGGAGACCUGGGGAAGGCAAAUCGUGACACCACCCUCAACAUCUACUUUUCAGACCUGUUUCAAGAUAGAUGUGCUUUAAAAACACUGUCAAGAAUAAUGAAGACAUUUCUUUUCUGUGGAAACAUUCAUUGCUUGUGUUUUGUUUUAAGUUGGAAUUAUUUUUGAAUACGUACCACUGUGUGUGGCAUUAAACCUGAAUCAACUUAACAUUAUUUUUUAUGUUCCAUCAGAAAGGAAUUGGUGUUUUAGUAAAUAAACCACAGUUUAGUUUUGUGUAGUGUUUUAACCUGUAAAUUUCAAUGUCACCAUUUUUUAAAAAUAAUAAAUCAGUCUUCUCAUA